UUCUGGUCUUCCAGGCAAUGUCUGAAGGAUGGCUGGCUACAAUGCUUCCUGGAAUUCCACCUGUGACCCUAUCCUGACACCCCAUCUAACCAGGCUCUACUUCAUUGUGCUCACUGGGGGACUGGUGGGGGUCAUCUCCAUUCUGUUCUUGCUCGUGAAGAUGAACACUCGAUCUGUGACCACCACAGCUGUUGUUAACUUGGUGGUGGUCCAUGGGGUGUUCCUGCUGACUGUGCCUUUCCGCUUGUCCUACCUCAUCCAGGAGACAUGGACAUUUGGCCUGCCCUUCUGCAGACUUGUGAGUGCCAUGUUGCACAUCCACAUGUAUCUUACCUUCCUCUUCUACGUGGUCAUUCUGGUCAUCCGGUACCUCAUCUUCUUCAAGCGCAAAGACAAAGUGGAAUUCUACAGGAAACUGCAUGCUGUUGCAGCCAGUGCUGGCAUGUGGCUGUUGGUGAUUGUCAUUGUUGUGCCUGUGGUCUUUUCUCAUUAUGGAAAUAAGGGGGAUUAUGAUGACAAGCACUGCUUUAAGUUCCACAAAGAACUUGUGUAUGUGUAUGUGCAAGUCAUCAACUACAUGAUAGUCAUCCUCGUCAUAGCCACCGCGGUGAUGCUCUUGGUCCUUCAGAUCUUCAUCAUUAUGUUGAUGAUGAGGAAGCUCCGCCACUCCUUCCUCUCCCACCAGGAGUUCUGGGCUCAAUUGAAGAACCUAUUUUUCAUAGGUAUCAUCCUUACAUGCUUUCUCCCCUACCAGUUCUUCAGGAUCUAUUACUUACGUGUUGUGGCUCAAUCCAAGGACUGUAACAACAACUUCGCAUUUUACAAUGAGAUCUUCUUGAGCGUAACUGCAAUUAGCUGCUGUGAUUUGCUGCUCUUUGUUUUGGGGGGAAGCCAUUGGUUUAAGCAGAAAAUAAUUGACCUGUGGAAUUGCCUGUUGUGCCAUUAGCCGUGUACUGCAGU
This is a messenger RNA of Heterocephalus glaber (naked mole-rat), 960 nucleotides long. NCBI's taxonomy places the organism in Eukaryota, Metazoa, Chordata, Mammalia, Rodentia, Bathyergidae. The record is from RefSeq and is a predicted model, not a curated record.